Molecule: messenger RNA, 3417 nt
Organism: Triticum urartu
Lineage: Eukaryota; Viridiplantae; Streptophyta; Magnoliopsida; Poales; Poaceae
Source: RefSeq, a predicted model, not a curated record
CAUCUCGCCCUUAUUAAUUAGGAUAUUUAAUGACACGUUAAUUAAAUAGGCGAUCAAUUUGCAUCAGUUUAAUAAAACUAUUUCAUUGCUGCAGGACUGUUGGCAUCGACAUGGCUUGGGCGAAUUAAUUUGGCGAUUAAGAAGACAUGGUGGUGUUAUCUCAUUGUUAGAACAGGAUUUGUAUUUCGAUGACAGAAGCCAGUUCAUGAGUCAAUUGGCCAACGACACCCUGAAUAAGUUGAGAGUACUCAAUGGAGUGAAAUUUGAAUACAGCUACUGGAAUAUCCAUACACACGGAUUCGCCGGUCAGCAAAAUACGCAGGUUGAUGCCUUGGCCAUGGACAUACUUUUGGAAUCUAGGCCAAAAGAUGACCAAGGUAAUGCAUUUGUAGAGCUCAUGCAGAUGAAACCCGAGGCUAUAACAAAAGAAUGUCUAAAGUUUCUGACUGAAAAUGAUCACCUCCUCUUUAUUGAUGAGAUGGAGUCCAACGCAGAAUGGGACUCGAUUAAAAAACACCUGUUAUGUGAGUCUACUAGAGCUUAUAUCGUUGUUCUUACAAGAAGUAAAAAUGUGGCCACAUAUUGUGUAUAUCAUAAAGAAUAUCAGCUGCUCAGCCUCAGAGAUCUGAUGAUCAAGGGUUCUGACCGUUGUGGAUGUUCAGAUGGAGGAGACAACAGAAAGGAAGAUGGUGAAUUUGAACUUGAUAACUUUGUUGGGCGUAGUGAUGAGAUGGACUUUUUUUAUCGCCGUAGUCCUGACGUGAAGUUGUUGUGUGUGUGGGGGAUUGCUGGUGUUGGGAAAUCAGCUAUCGUCAGAGAGAGUUUCCACGGCAAAGUGAUAACAGGCGGACACUACAUAAUGCACAGCUGGGUGGAUGUACCCCAUCCUUUCGAUUUGACGGACUUAUGCCGGAGAUUGCUUUUGAAUUUUUAUCCGGAUAAUCUUGAGGCAAAGGAAACUGCAUUAAUUAGUAUGAUGGAAGGAAAAGACCCAAUUCAAGGGUGCUGUAAAAUCCUCCGUCAAAACAAUUGUCUCGUUGUUAUUGAUGGUCUGCAGUCGAAGCAUGACUGGGACUUGAUAAAAAAAGCUUUGUUUUCCCAGCCUGUUAGAGGAAGAACCGUUGUCAUUACACGUGAAGAAAGCAUCGCCACAUAUUGUACUAAUAAAAAGGAUGAAAUUCUCAAUGUCAAAGGUCUAAAAGAUGAUUUGGCCCUUAAUCUCUUCAAGAAGAUUAAUCUCAAAGCCGAGAAACUGUCUCAAUCUUUCCCUGAGGUAGUAGAACCAAUUUUAAAGCAUAUCAUGUCCAAGUGUGGUGGGCUUCCAGAAGUAAUAGUUGCUGCAGGAAAAAUUGCCAUCCCAUACUCAGAGAGAAUUAGUUCCUUGGAGCUUUUCAAUGCUGAAUUGAUGGAAAUAUUGGAGAACUCGUUAAGCUUUCCUAGAUUAAAGGGUAUCUUUUGUUGGAUGCAAUCCUAUUUUGAUGCCUGCUCAGAUGAACUCAAGCCAUGUAUCUUCUAUAUGUCAGUAUUCCCUAUGGACCAAAGCAUUAGGCAAAGGCGUUUGCUCAGGCGGUGGAUUGCAGAGGGUUACUCCUCUUGUGGUGGUGGUGGUGCUGCAGAGAAGGGAGAAAAGCUCUUCUCCGAACUCAUGAAAUUGAGCAUAUUAUAUCUGGAUCAGCGGACAUCAUCAACGACAAAAAGCUGGAUGGUCAAUGGCUUCUUCCGUGAAUACAUCAAGUCACGGCCAAUGGAAGAUAAUCUUGUGUUUGCACUAGAGGGGGGUUGCAGCCCCAGCUCGCGACUCACGGGACAACACCUCACCAUAAGCAGCUGUUGGGACAGGGAUGAGAUUGUGUUCAAUAGCAUGGACUUGUCACGGCUACGGUCUUUGACAGUGUUUGGGAAGUGGGUGCCAUUCCUCGUCUCGGACAAGAUGAAGGUGCUUCGAGUGCUUGAUCUAGAGGGUACUAGUAGGACAUCAGAUGGUACUGCUAGUGUAACAGAUGAUGUUCUGGAGAAGAUCGUGAAGCAGUUUCGUCGCCUCAAGUUCAUGUCCCUGCGUGGAUGCAUGGAAGUCACUCGUCUCCCUGAUUCAUUGGGUGCCAUGACUCAGCUGGAGACUUUGGAUGCCAGGCACACCUCCAUAGUCGAGCUGCCACCUGCUAUCAUCACCAAGCUACACAAGCUUCAGUACAUUCGUGCUGGCACCACCAAAGCAAGACGACUACAAGCAGCAACAAGAGCAGCAGCAGCAAUGCCACCACCACCACCACCACCACCACCAACAACAACAACAACACAAGAAGAAGACAUCCAUAGUGGAAGGAGCUCCUUUGUAGGAGUCAAAGCAGCAGCAGCAUUAGGUGUGGUCCAACGAGCAUCAUCUAGAAUUACUGGAGCAUUGAAGAAUAGGGUGCAUGCUUUGGUGGAAUCCAGCAGCAGCAGUAGCUGGUGGGAGUCGAAGAAACAGCGCAGGCGUCGCGUUCGUGUUGCUGCAAAUGGUGACGGUGUUGAGAUUGUUCGUGCCGCCGCCGAGGGGAUUGGGAAGCUGACGGAGUUGCAUACACUCGGUGUUGUGAAUAUUGCAGGUGGGAAAGACAGUCUCCUACUCCUCAAGGAGCUCGAGAAUCUUACCCAGCUGCGCAAGCUCGGGUUGACCGGCAUCAACAGUAAAAACUGGAAGGGGUUGUGCGAUGCCAUCUCCGGUCACCUCCCUCAUCUCGAGUCCUUGUCACUGCAACUACUGGUGCUGCAGGAGAAUGCCGGCAGCUAUGAGUUUGCUUGUUUUGACCGCAUCUCCGUGCUGCCCAAGACCCUGAAGCGCCUUAAGGUACUGUACACUAGUAGUCGUAACAGUGUUGCAUGCAUAAGGCAAACAUGGACCAGGCUUCCCGAUCCCGUAUGUUUCCAACAUGAGUGGAGGGUAUCAACUGGAGAGGACAUAGGCAUGUUAUUUAGCCGGGAUAUGUUACGAAGCUCUGACCGCCCUCAUGUCCAGCCGGUAGAGGAGCUUCUCACAUUUGGUCAUGUGCCUACACCUGAUGGUUCUGAGUGGAGACCUGUCGAGCACCUCAGGUUUGACUGCCACGGCAUCCGCUCAAGGGUAACUUUUGGACGGGCAACUUUUUUCUCGGUUGAGACGCUCAACAUUAACUGCUGCAGAUCUUGUGGUGGAUCGUCGUGCUUGUGGAUUGACGGGCUAAGGUACCUACAUGGACUCAAGGAAAUCUGUGUAACGGGAGAGUACAGCAGCAGCUUCGCGCAAGACUUGCGCAGGCAACUUGACAAGCAUGCAAACCAUCCUGAACUGAAGAUGUUAAACUCCUCGUAGAGAUCAGUAGUAGCAGAGUGAUGUAUGUUUGUUUGUUACUAUACUUGUGUAUGUCGCAAUAAAUUAGCUACAGUACUGUUUGUUGCAAA